Molecule: messenger RNA, 4370 nt
Organism: Argiope bruennichi
Lineage: Eukaryota; Metazoa; Arthropoda; Arachnida; Araneae; Araneidae
Gene: Cap-D2
Product: condensin complex subunit 1-like
Exons: 27
Coding region: 132-3818 (1228 amino acids)
Biological process (GO): mitotic cell cycle; mitotic chromosome condensation; meiotic chromosome condensation
Cellular component (GO): condensed chromosome, centromeric region; nucleus
Molecular function (GO): histone binding
Source: RefSeq, a predicted model, not a curated record
GGCAAAGUAGAAACGAGUUCAGUUUGUAGAAUUGUGAAUUGAAUAUUUACGAGUGUAAAAAGAAAAUCUGUUUUUACCUACUUCUCACUUUAUUUAUUUGUUUCCGGUUUUUCUAUCAAAAAUUAAAAAAAAUGUGUGAUUUGGAAUUUUCAAUACCAUCCCGGUUAGAGAAUCUUUUCUCUUCAUCGUCAAAACAUUAUACUGUGAAAGAAGAAUUUUCAAAGCAGUCUAUUACCGUGGAAGUUCUGCAACUGAAGCGAUCUAUGUAUGCUGAUAUUGAAGGUUUUAUUUUCAACCAUUUUGACUUGUAUUGCAAUCUUCUUCGGCAAUUUUCAGAGUUAGAUGAAGGUUUAAAGGUGUCUGCUUUUCAAAUUCUCCUUCAAGUUACUGAAAAAGUGAUAAAUUUGCUGACUGAUAUAUUGAAUGAAGACACAGAAGAAUUUGAACGAGAUUUGAGUUUUAAGUAUCGUAACAUGAUUAUGAUGAAUGUUUAUUUAUUAUGUCAAUUCACUCAUGCUUUUGAAGAGGCAAUUCUUAAAAAAGCAGCAAACGUAAAUCCUGGCAAGAGUCGAAAAAAGAAGAUUACUAUUGAAGAAUCAGAACUCAGUGAAUGGCCAGAAGAAAGAUUGAAAUUCCUUGUUACAUUGAAAAAAAUAUUUCAGUUACCUAUUAGGAAGUUUUGGAGCCCUCCAAUUAUUGAUUACGAAUUCAUAAACUAUGUUACCAACUCAUUUUUCAAGCUUUUGGAAAAUGUAGAGAUUGCAAAAGAUAAAGGAAUGAAAAUAGAAAUCUUUCGCUUCCUUGGUUCAGUUUUUGCUGAAAAUAGAACUGGCAUUGGAUACAGUAUAAAAAUCUUGCAAAUGGUUCAAGAUUUUGAACACUUGCCAAGUAUUAUGGCUGAGGCUGUCGUACACUUUAUGCAAGAAAAUUCAGCUGAUACUUUAGCUGCAGAUAUUUGCAGGGAGGCUAUUUUACUUGAUGUUAAAUCUUUAGUGACUAACCUAACUGCUGCACAUUCCUUGUCACAAUUUUUGAUUUCUAUAUGUGAAAAGUGUCCAGAAAAAGUUGUAUGCGUCAUUGGCAAUUUGAUGCAAUUUUUGGAAAUGGAGUCGCAUGUGAUGAGAAACUGUGUGCUUUCUAUUAUGGGAAUCAUACUCAACAAAUUUUUAGCAAAUGAGAAUAUUUCACCCAAAGAAAAGAAAUUGAGAGAAGAACUCUUGAACCAAUUAGAAGCUCAUUUGUUAGAUGUCAAUUCUUUUGUGAGAUGCAAAGCUAUUCAAGUUUUUAAAACCCUUAUGGAUGAGAAGGCUUUGACAUCUGCUGAGCUGUAUCAUGUUGGGAAACUUAUUUCAAAUCGCAUAAAAGAUAAGGCUAGUAAUGUACGGAAGAACGCUAUGUCUUUUAUGUCCUUAUUUAUCGAUGUUAAUCAGUUUGCUUGCCAAAUUCCUCUAGAAGUAUUAAAAGAGAGUUAUGAAACUGAAAAUAAGAAACUGAAAGAACUGGAAAAAUCAAAACCUUUUGUUUUUGAUGAGUCAGAUGAUGAUGAGCCUAAAAAUGAAAAGAUGGCAGAAAAUGGUUUGGUAUUUGAUGAUUCAGAUGAAGAAGAAACUGAAGAAAACAAAGAGAAAGAAGUCAGUGAGGAAAAACAAGAAAUUGAAAAAGAUAAGGAUGAGUCAGAUAUGCAAAUGGAGCAAACUGAAGAAAAUGAAGAUAAACCUCAGACAGCUGAUGAUGUCAAUGAAGAAUUUGUAAAGCAGAAAGCUGUUGUUGAUUAUUUAAAAAAUACUUUGAAUUUUGCUGAAGUCAUACAUGGAAUUGUUGAACCCGUUUGUGCCUUGUUACAUUCCUCUACUCAAACUGACAUACUUGAAGCAAUAGAAUUUUUUACUGCUGCAGCUGGAAAUUUAGUUACUGGUUCUGAUGCUGGAAUAAAAGAAAUUUUGAACCUUGUGUGGUCCACAGAAGUUACUGUAAAAGAAGCUGCACUCAAUUCUUUUAAAUCACUUUAUUUAUCCAGUGUAAAAGAUAAGAGAGAUGUGGCAGACAUUGCAAAGAAUUUGAUAAAUCUCCUUAAAAAUGCUACUAUUGAUGAUGCAUGGAGCCUUCGAGCUUUUGUUGUACAUUUUAGUCAGACGAAUGAAAUCCCAGUUUCUAUUUCUGAUGUUCUUUGGGCAAAUCUAAUCAAUCCAGCAUCUGGUGUAACAGAACAGGAAAAAAUUUCUAUUCUGAUGCUUUUGAGUAUGGUUGCAGAGCAGCGUCCUGAUUUUGUAUGGCAAAAUUUAAAUGCUAUUGUAAAAUAUGGACUAGGACCAAAUGGAGAGAAAAAUUUCCAGCUAGCUAUGUAUACUCUUAUUGUUCUAUGUAAAGCAAAUAUUGAAAAUAGGGGUAAGUUUCAUUCCGCUAAUAGCAUUGAUGAAGAAACUCGUUUACCACCAGAUCAUGCUAUUGCUGAACGCAUAAAGUAUCUCUUGAUUGAAGGCAUCAAAAAUUAUGAAGAUAAUCAAUGGACUCCAAUGGCUAAUGAGGCAAUACUUACCAUAUUCUGUCUUAUGAAGGAACCAGAAGUUUUGUGCAUGAAAAUCAUGAAAGAAAUUGUUAAAUUGAUUUGUGAAGAAUUUGGACCAGAAGAUGGAGAAAAAGAAACUACAACUGAUAUUUCAAAUAUCCUGUGGGCACGAUUCGUGUCUCUUUGUGGUCAUAUUGCUCUACAUUACAUGACAUAUUUGAAAAUUGAUUAUUUUGCACAUCUGAGAAGAGAGGAGAUUUCGAGAGAACAACGUCGUCGGAAAUCAACAGCAAAUGUGACAUUUUCCACUCCAAAAUAUCCUAGCAUAACUAAUAGUCCAAAAUCAAAAACUAAAAAAAGACAAAGCAUUAACAAGAGUUAUAAAUUAAUACCACCUGUUGAUGAAGAAACAACCUAUGAACAAAUUCUUGAAAUUUGUGCGAAAGAAGUCAAAGAUGAAACAAAGUUAAUAGGCUAUUUACUUCCAAUUGUGAAGGCCACUUGCUUGUCAAGCUUAAAAGAGCAUAAUAGAGAAAUACAAGCUGCUGCUUCUGUGGCUUUAACAAAGUUUAUGCUGUUCAGUGAAAAAGUUUGUGAAGAAAAUAUGCAACUUUUUGCCACAAUCACAGAGAAAUCUCCUGAACCAUAUAUCCGUGCCAAUAUGGUUAUUGCUAUGGGAGAUUUGGCUACAAAUUAUCCAAAUGUCGUAGAACCAUGGACAUCUCAUAUUUAUCAAAGAUUGAGUGAUUCUGAGCCUUCUGUUCGAGAAACUGCCAUUAUAACUCUCACACAUCUCAUUCUUCAUGAUUUUGUUCGAGUCAAAAGCUUGGUUAGUGAAGCUGCAAAGUGCAUUGCUGACGAGCAAAAAAGUGUUGCUGAUGUUGCUAUGUAUUUGUUCUCAGAGUUGGCUAAGAAAGGAAAUAUCAUCUAUAACAUAAUUCCAGACAUUAUAAGUACACUAAGUGAUCCCAAAGCAGAAUUCAGUGAAGAGAAAUUCCAAGUAGUUUUGAGACAUAUGCUUCAGUAUGUAGAGAAAGAAAAACUGGUUGAAGGUCUUGUGGAAAAGCUCUGUGUGCGAUUUGCAGGUUUGAGCACUGAUGUCCAGAUGCAUGAACUUACUUUCUGCUUGAGCAUUCUUACUCUUAAUGAUAAGUGCUACAGCAAGCUGAUGGAAUUGAAAAAUCUCUUGAAAGAGAGGAUGAGCGAUCCUGUCAUCAUGAAAUACAUCACAAACAUCACUGCCAAUGCUAAAAAGAACGAUGCCAAAACAGCUGCCGAAUUGGAAACGUUCCGGAAAGAAUUGGGAAUUUAAACAAUUGGAGUGGAAUUUCUGGGUGUUUAGAGCCUGAUAAUUUUCUUUUUUCUGCCAAUUUUUCAGCAUAAUAAUUAUUAUUUAAAAACAUAUUAUUGAAAGAAACUUUUUAUGUUUUUAGAUAUUUAUAUUGGUCUCAUUUGGCAGAAAUAUUAAUUAAGCUAAGAGUAUAAGGUUAAUUAAAUUCAUAAAUAGAUAAAUUACUAACCAAAUUAAAUAUCAAUCACAUAAGUGCAAUUUUCAUUUUUCUGAUACCUUUUCUUCUGCAAAAAGUAGCUAAUUAAAAUCAUUUGCCAAAGUGCAUGGACAUUUAGAGAUUUUGCAGAAAAUCUUUAAAAAUUGAAGAAUUCAUGGACAGUUUAGUGUUAUAUCUGAUAUUUACGAACAGUUGGAUUCUUUUUAAAAUGUUCUAAUAAAUUAAAGAAUUUUGACUAAAUUUUUUUAAAUAAGAUUUUUAUUACUUUGAUUCUAAAAUGCCAUAUUUAUUUUCAGUCCAAGAAUUAAUUUCAGAGAUGAAAAAGAUUUGUUAAAUAAUUCAAUAAAAACUUUCAU